Messenger RNA from Scatophagus argus, 1634 nucleotides. RefSeq names its product neuronal vesicle trafficking-associated protein 1-like. The record is from RefSeq and is a predicted model, not a curated record. The transcript has 5 exons. Gene Ontology annotation, biological process: clathrin coat assembly; endosomal transport; G protein-coupled dopamine receptor signaling pathway. The coding region runs from base 253 to 810 and encodes 185 amino acids. Gene Ontology annotation, cellular component: membrane; endosome. Lineage: Eukaryota; Metazoa; Chordata; Actinopteri; Scatophagidae. Gene Ontology annotation, molecular function: clathrin light chain binding.
ACUGAUCAGAUGUAUGUAUGGAUGGAUGGAUGUGAGGAGGAUGUUACAUCACUUGCAGUGCAGCCAGACGCCAGCAGCAGCAUCCAGCUCGGAGGUAACGCGGCGCGCAGAGCCAGCUGGCCAUAUUGUGCACCAGCUCUCCGCAAAUCGGCUGCGUCACACCUAGAGACACAUACAGGAGCGCUGGAGCAAUAAAGUCACCACAUCAGGAGAAUUACGCUGUGUGAAAAGGUUACGCUGAGCUGGGGAAAAAUGGUUAAACUUGGGAACAAUUUCAGCGAGAAAAAUAACGGGAAGGCGGUUUCUGAAGACGGAUUUGACACCAUCCCUCUCAUAACACCAUUAGAUGCCAGUCAGCUGCAGUUUCCUCCACCGGAUAAGGUGGUGGUGAAGACAAAGGCAGACUACGAUGGUGAGAGCAAGAAGGGAAAGCUACGAUCUCCUAAAAUCGCAGAGUUCUCAAUAAGCAUCAUUGAAGGCGUAUCUGAGCGACUCAAAGUGACUUUGCUGGUGAUCUGUGCCCUGGCCUUCCUGGUGUGUGUGGUGUUCCUGGUUGUCUACAAGGUCUAUCAGUAUGAGCAGCCUUGCCCCGACAGCUUUGUUUACACGCAAGGUCGCUGCAUGCCAGCUGGGAUGUAUGGCAACUACCCCCCUCAGGGCCCUGGGGGCCGCGGGCGCCUCUUCACCCUCAUCAACCACUACAACAUAGCCAAGCAGACCAUCACUCGGUCAGUAUCACCAUGGAUGACCAUCAUGUCUGAGGAGAAGGUCACUCAGCAGGAGACAGAGACUGCCCAGAAACUGGCUUAACCAACCUGAGAUCAGGAGGUGGCCUCACCUGCUGCGGGAAAAAAAAUAAAUAAAUAAUAUGGUUGUGCCAUUCAAGCAAACCUCAGAGUCCCAUGGCUUUCUGUGGGUGAGAAAUUAACUUGUCUUGCCUGAGGUGCUCUGCAGCCUUGUAGACGUAGUUUGGUCAGCUGAUGUGUGCUGUAGCGGGACGUCUGUGGAUUUUUUUUGUUUUGUUUUUGUUUUAAAAAAAACAGUGUUUUCAACAAAACAAGUCUUAUAUUCGGGUGGAUUCACGGUUUGUUUGAAUAGCAUAUGUUAUUAUUUAUUUGACACUUCAAAACAGUGGCAAACGUGUAAAAAAUAAAAUAAAAUGAAAUAAAGCCACAGGAAUACAAACACAGACACACACUCACCGUCUUUGUACAUACACAUAUGUAACAGAACUCACUUAAGUACAUUGUGACAUGACUGUGAACCAUCUCGUGUCUGCGUCGCCCGUUUCAACGCGGAUGCACGCGCGACUCUGACAACAGUUUGCUUUGAACUCUCCUUCCUUUCAAAUACAUUAAAUACCGAUGGCGCAUGUCAGAUCUUGUGAGGUCCAGAAAGUGGUGAAUUUCUUAUGAAAGUGACAAAGUUUGAAGCAUAAUUGCAACUGAGGUCAUCUGUGUCAAAGUAUUUUACUGUCAUGAUAUUGUGAAUAAAUGGGGCUUGAAGUGAAGGAAACCUUUUAACCAGCAGGAAAAAAAAAACAAAACUAUUUUAAUGGUGUUGUUUUCACACAGCCCAUACUGCUCUCUGCAUAUAGUGCUGUUAAGGAGUUUUUAGUAUUUGAUGCAUCAGAU